Molecule: messenger RNA, 721 nt
Organism: Pseudomassariella vexata
Lineage: Eukaryota; Fungi; Ascomycota; Sordariomycetes; Amphisphaeriales; Pseudomassariaceae
Exons: 1
Coding region: 192-365 (57 amino acids)
Source: RefSeq, a predicted model, not a curated record
CGGCGUGGUUACGGCAUGGGGUUUGCAGUCUACCAUGUGGCGCCAGGAAUGUUUCCACAACUAUAACGUGGCCCCGACAAACUUGCCCGCACCAUUCAUCGGAAGAUGCCAACUGUCAAGUGCAAACGAUAUAUCCAUCUAGGUGGCAAACUUCUUGUUCGGUUUUGGUGAAGCACAAUAAAUUAUACUCGAUGCGGUGGCCUCAACCAGUCCCGCGACAGGCCAGAGGACUUCAAAGAAGUGCGCGGCGCCAUCACUCAGGAGUUCCACCACAUCACCUACAUAACCAUCAUUCUGCUAGUCGGCCUAUUUUCCCUUGUUAUCUGCGCCAUAAUUACGACUGGCGUGAUGCUGUACAGCACUAAGACGUUAAGCGGCCGCAAUUGUCGCCGGGCCUACGUUCUACGGUUGGUGUUUGACAGCGUCGUAGGGCGCUGGACCGAGUCCUCGGCAUCUUUUAGGGCGGAAAGGCCGACGAAUACGGCACUCCUGAAGUAGGCAGAGGGAUACUAUAUGACUAACUCCGUCGUUGAGGAGAAGGGGCAAAUGGCUGUGUCGAUGUCUCCGAAAUAUUAGGGGAGGAACCAAGGAGAAGGGAACAUGGACUGGUUAGAUUUGUUCAACAAGGUAAGGGGGAAUACAGGGCGGGGAACCGGUGUAGCGAGUGUGGAUGAAUAGAGUAUAGCCUGGUCACAUGAUCAGAACGUGGGCAUGAACUUCC